Messenger RNA from Drepanopeziza brunnea f. sp. 'multigermtubi' MB_m1, 3918 nucleotides. RefSeq lists its product as uncharacterized. Gene Ontology annotation, biological process: phosphatidylinositol phosphate biosynthetic process; inositol phosphate biosynthetic process. Gene Ontology annotation, cellular component: nucleus; cytoplasm. The record is from RefSeq and is a predicted model, not a curated record. Lineage: Eukaryota; Fungi; Ascomycota; Leotiomycetes; Helotiales; Drepanopezizaceae. Gene Ontology annotation, molecular function: inositol hexakisphosphate kinase activity.
AUGUCAAGUUCGUCCCUAGAGCCCGAAAAUGUCGCGCCCACCGCCGCCACGACGCCCGAGAGCAAUCAGAACCAAAGCAGGCCGUGGAAUCUACCUCCACGAGUCCAGUCCAGCUCCUUGUUGACACAGGCACUCACCACGAACUACGAGACGGAUGAGCAAUUAAAAAUCCCCUCUACUCAAUCGCCAGAUACAUAUUCACCGCCCGUGCAAUCCUCACUACCUCACAAUGACACCGAGCGCAUUGCCAUGACCAGUAUUGAAGGCGGCCUUUCGUCAAACAUUACUGUAAAUACAGGCCACAUACUGCCAGGAGAUUCAGCAGGAGAUAUGACUACAGCCUCGACCCUGUCCAGUUUCUUCGAUACGAGAGGUGUUGAUUCGCUUCUCAUGAGCCACAAGGACCUGUUGAAUACCAGCAAAGCGCGCGGGACCUCUUCAGAACGUACAGACAAGGAGAAAAGGAUACAAGAACUUCCUAAGGGCAUAAUCUCGUCAAAUUCUGGUGACACUGGUCUCUCACGACCUGCAACUCCUUUGAGACCACCCUCUACUGGCUCAAUAUCCGCGAAGCCUCCAACCGAAGGGGUCCGCGCAGAGUACCGAUCGUGGAGAGAUGCUCGCCCCGCCAUGGCUGCAGAGAAGGCAUGGUCCAUCGGAGAGCAUGGCAGCCAUAAUAUUCAAGGUGGUCAGGUCGAGAAGUCUAUUGCUGAAGCACUUGCCGGUGUCGAACCAAACAACCGGAGCAGGAAAGCAAGUCAUAGUCUGCGAUUUUUCAAAGAGGGCCUUCCCGAAGACAAGUCUUUCAAGAAGGACUCUAAGAGUAAGGGAACUUCUAAGGAGGGCUUGAGCCGGGGUAAGAGCCCCAAUGAGAUGAAAUUUAAAAGCGGACCUCAUUCACCACGCGAAGGUAGCACACCCCAUAGCUCUAGCCCAUCUUUCGACAAUAAGCCAAAUCCUUUUGAGCCCAUUAUGGAGCAUGAGGCUUCCAUAACAUCACAUAACUUUAGCCAGCCUUCAAAUCCCACAGAUGGACUUGCUACUGCGGAAGGCUAUUUUGAUAGCUCACAUAAUAUCGAGAUGGUAUCAGAAGAGCAGCUGAAGACCAUGCCAGUCCAGCUGCUUGCUGAAAUCCGAAAACACCACAAUCUGACUCCUGGCGCUACAAAGGGAUCCUCUUUCUCACGAAGCAUUCCCGUUACUGCCUCGGAGAGACCACAGUCCGUGAUUACAAAGUCGGAAUCAGCUGGAGAAGGGUCCAUUGUAACCCCUAGCGUCGAAUUUGAAAAGCCUUCUGACGAACACGACGGAACCAAUGUCAAGGUUGCCGACGAGGAAGAUGAUUCGGGGGAGGAGCAAAUAUCUUCGGCUCUCUUUGUACCUCACAAGACUCAUUAUGAAUCUCCUGAGCGUGAGAGGCGUAUGAGGCUAGGUAGCCUUAGCAAUGCUGAGGCCAGCGAGAUUAACCCAGAGAAUUCGCAAUGGUUGGAAGAACAUGCAGUCCCCUCUUGUGAUGUGGAUGGGAAGUGCACAAGCCAGGAGGCUAGAUCUGGGCUACAGACGUCGCCUGUAGCCACAAAGCCAUCAACUCCACAUAUCGAUUCUGUGGUGCCUCCACCUAGCGCCAAAGCCCCUGCUUACACUGAACGUGAUUCUGAAGAUGACGGUGGAUACACAACGCUUGGGGAAGAGUCUGUUAUCACUGACGACGACACGGAAACUACCCCCACUGGAUCUUUGAAGGUCAGCAGCCAGGUACCGACCGCGGCCAAUCAACGUCUACAUGAUCACCAGCAAAAGCCGAAGCAACCUCUGGAGACCAUCGAACUGAUACCCUAUCGCCAUCAAGUCGGAGGCCAUACAACAAUGUGGCGGUUCUCUAGGCGAGCGGUGUGCAAGCAGCUGAACAACCAGGAGAACAAAUUCUAUGAGACUGUCGAAUCGCACCACCCGGAGUUAUUGAAGUUUCUACCAAGGUACAUUGGAGUCCUCAAUGUCACGUUUGAAAAGCAAAUUCGGCGCAGGUCAACGAAAAAAGAAGACCCUGAUGCGGCCAACGAACGUCAAGACCUUGCUCAAAAUGAGUUGGAAGAUAAGUUCGAUGGGGUCGUUCAUAACAAAGCUGUCAAAGAGAAUGUUCCAGCAGCAGAUCAAGAAGAGAUGCGGGUCAUAAGCCAAUCUCUCAAUUCUUCUCCUCAGACAAUUCCAACCGUCACGGUUGCAGAUAAUAGGCAUAUUCUGCCAUCAAGCUUCUUGAAGCCUCGCCCCUUAAGUGCUGACUCGAAACUUCCGUCCUUAAGCGACAAUAUCACCGCACAGACAUCGUCAGCACGCAACCUUGGCUCAUUCGGCGUUCAGGUUUCCGGCGGCGAGUCUCUUCAUCGCCCCGCGCUUUACGACAAGCCUGCUCACAGCUGGGGUGCAACAACAGUUAAUAAGGACUUGCGCAAUGAGGUGUUUGCUGAUGCAUUCCUGGGUCAGCCAAUCCCAAUUCAGAGUUACAAAAAGCCUGCAUCUCGAAACCGGACAUUGCCUCACCGAAAGGGGUCUACGUUGCGCCCUUCGAACUCCGAAUCAAGCUUGCAGACUGCCCAGCAAAUCCAGACUGCUUCAAAGCCGGCCGAGGCAUCGAUUCGGAAGAAGGCGAUCAAGACAGCUGCCGAGCGUAUGACUGGCUUGACGUCCAUGACGGAGGCUGAGGCUGAGGGGACUGGGUCUGAUUGCCAGGUCGCAGAGGAGGGAGAGACUGUGUUCGAUGAGAAAGCCGGCACGAGUGCACCCGAACCUGAGAUAAUCCACUCCGACGGCACUCGAGCAAGCAAGCGUCAAAGGCGUUACUCGAGCGGUGGUCUCCGUCGGAGACCCUCGGAGGUAGCGGAAGAUCGAGGCAAUCUCAAGUACUUCGAAGAAGCAGAUGACGCCGGUUACAAGGGCGAUGCCGAGGAGGAAGUCUUUGCCAUGGAUGCGGAACCUGUAGUAAAAUCUUCUGAGGCUGCUCAAGCAGAAUCCCAUGCGUCUGCCGAUGUCAAAGUGGACGAUGUAAAUCACAUGUCUGAUACAUCCAUGGAAGUUGGACCCGGCCGUAUGCUUCCUGCUGGUCCUGAAGAGCCACCAUCCAAGUUCCUGAACAUGCCUCGGCCAGUGAACCCGAAAGAAGCACGGGCUCAGCCCGGUUCACGUGUAGAAUACUUCCUCCUCCUCGAAGACUUGACAGCUGGCAUGAAGCGACCCUGCAUCAUGGACCUCAAGAUGGGUACUCGACAAUACGGCGUCGACGCGAAUGAAAAGAAACAGCAGUCGCAACGUCGCAAAUGCGCAGCCACUACAUCUAAGGAAUUGGGAGUUAGAGUGUGUGGGCUGCAGGUCUGGGAUGUGAAGACUCAGACGUACAUUUUUCAAGAUAAGUACUUUGGGAGAGACCUAAAGGUUGGGGCGGAAUUUCGCAAUGCGUUGAAGAGAUUCUUGUAUGAUGGGAUCGACUACUCGAGUGUGUUGCGCCACAUCCCGACGAUUUUGCAGAAGCUCUCCAAACUAGAAGUCAUAAUUCGAGGGCUUGCGGGCUAUCGAUUUUAUGCCGCCAGUCUCUUGAUGUUCUAUGAUGGUAAUACCGGUGAGGUUGUAGGAGAAAGCGAAAAAGAGGAUGAGAAGGAAGUGCGUGUCAAGCCCAAGGAGAUUGACUUCAAAAUUGCAGAUUUCGCAAACUGCGUCACGACGGAGGAUUUUUCUGACGACAGAGCUUGUCCUCCCUCGCAUCCUGAAUCGCCCGACAACGGCUUUCUUCGGGGCCUGAGGAGUUUGCGACAGUAUUUCUUAGCAAUUCAGAUGGAAGUGCGUGCCGAAAUGGGGUUAGCGGAGUUUUCGGAGGCAGAGCGCAAUGGUGUUGACGAGACUGACGAUGAGGGAAGGGUCAGUUACUGA